Messenger RNA from Pollicipes pollicipes, 4846 nucleotides. RefSeq names its product sodium-dependent phosphate transport protein 2B. The transcript has 4 exons. Gene Ontology annotation, cellular component: membrane. NCBI's taxonomy places the organism in Eukaryota, Metazoa, Arthropoda, Thecostraca, Pollicipedomorpha, Pollicipedidae. The record is from RefSeq and is a predicted model, not a curated record. Gene Ontology annotation, biological process: sodium-dependent phosphate transport. The coding region runs from base 1446 to 2648 and encodes 400 amino acids. Gene Ontology annotation, molecular function: sodium:phosphate symporter activity.
UCAACCCAACUGGGCAAGGUGAGAGUAUGGAUUAAGCAGACUGGGCAGGAUGAGAGUGAGGGUAACCCAACUGGGCAGGAUGAGAGUGCGUGGUUCACUGGAUAGGUUAAUGGUGAGGUAAGUUGAUGAGGUAAGGACGUAGGUCGUCAUCGGCGCUCGGGUUUUACGAUGCACUCAGCAGCUGAAGUUACAUGGUGUCGCCUGCCGCUCACCCUGGCAGAAAGAACUGGCACCGGGGAAUCGAACCCCGUACCUCUGGGUUCCCAGAUGCGCAGCUGAACCACGGCACUGCGGCCAUCUUGUUUAGGUGGAAAUUAGAUGAGGCCGUGUCGAUCACUGGAUACCACGUCAUUCACCCCGCUGCAAAUAAAGACAGAACGCGUGGCUCUGAACAGAUAUGAAAUGAAGGUCGCUGAGGCAAAUGAAACGCGUAUGCCACUUCAACUGAAAAAGUGCGUGUCGCUGAGUAAGAGACCAUUUAGAUUUCGAUGGCCAGAGCAAGACGGUGCAGGCCACUGACCGGAGAGUGAGAGUGAACGUCACUAGGCUAGGUGUCAACUGAGAACGCGAGUCACCAGACCGGGUGUCAACUGAUAACGCGAGUCACCAGACCGGGUGUCAACUGAGAACGCGAGUCACCAGACCGGGUGUCAACUGAGAACGCGAGUCACCAGACCGGGUGUCAACUGAGAACGCGAGUCACCAGACCGGGUGUCAAGUGAGAACGCUCAGAUCGCUGCCCAGAAACAGCCCCUGAUUCUGAGCCCCUGAUCUUCCCAGGGAGGAUCCGAUGUGGACUCUAGUGGUGCUCCUUCCCCCUCUCCUCCCCCCUGAUGGCUCGUCCACGACGCCCCUGUGGUAUUCGUUCGCCCGAUGCAGCAGCUCCGUGACCGGGGACCGGAGCUGUUUUAUUCAGCUGGGAGCCCAGCCCCUUCCCCUCCUCCGACUUCGUGAAGAAAGGGGCCAAAGUCGGGGGAAACCCGUUUGUUGACGUAGUUUGGAGGCAUGCUUUAUCGAUAUUUAAUGUUUGCCCCCUCUCCCCAACUCAUUUUGCGAAGCAGCACCCACCCCUGCUCAUGGUGCUGGCCCGCGGUGGGCAGCCUGCUGUUGAGGAAGGUAGAUCCCAUGCGUCGAGGUGGACAAAGGUCAGUAUCACGAGGGCCACGAAUUUCUGGACAACGCAUCACCGAUAAGGUAACAUGAGGCAGGCCUUCGUCCUCACUGACUCCGCGGCGCUUACAACGACUCAACGUCGAGUCAGUGUGAGCACUGGACGUGGUGAGAAGGUCCUCGGGAGGAGGUAGAGUUGGUGACCCGGGCUGUGAGAAACCGGUUCCAGAGGUGAGCCGCGUGUUAUGCUUGGCUGAGCUUCAUGUGGUGUCAUCAUAUGGUCGUCCGCGACAGACACUGAAUGAUGCGGUCGCAUUGCAGGCUACCUGGAGUACAUGACCGACGCCAUACUGAGCGCGGUUAACUUGGAGACCGCCAAAGGGCACAAGCUGAAGCUGCUGAAGGUCAUCACAUCGCCGUUUACGUCCCUCGUCAUUCGCACGGACAAGAAGGUGCUCAGUGGAUGGGCUCUCAACAAGUCCGAGUAUUUCAACGCCUCACUCAUCAAGCACUAUUGCAAGUACGAAAAAGUUGUCCUGCAAAUCUCCGAGAACGUGACGGAAACGCAAAAAGUGCCGCUGGAAAGAUGUCACUCGCUGUUCAGCCAGACUGACCUGCCGGACCUAUACGUCGGCCUGAUCUUGCUGGUGAUCGCUCUCGUCAUGCUCUGUGGCUGUCUCGUGCUCAUGGUCAAGAUUCUGCACACGCUCCUCCAAGGCAGCAUCGCGGUAGUCAUUCGCAAGACGCUCAACGCCAACAUCCCCUACAUGCCGUGGCUGACGGGCUACCUGGCCAUCCUCGUCGGCUGCGGCAUGACCAUCCUGGUGCAGUCGUCCUCGGUGUUCACGUCGGCGCUGACACCGCUGGUGGGCGUUGGCGUCAUCUCGCUGGAUAGGAUGUACCCGCUCACCUUGGGCUCCAACAUCGGCACCACGACGACGGCCAUUCUGGCUGCGCUGGCCGCCUCUGGGAAGACUCUGCGCCCCAGCAUUCAGAUCGCUCUGGUUCACUUCUUCUUCAACGUGUCGGCCAUCUUAAUCUUCUACGUGCCGCCAUUCAUGCGCUGGCCGAUCCCUCUUGCGCGCGGUCUGGGCAACAUCACCGCCGACUACCGUUGGUUCGCCGUCGCCUACCUGAUCGGCAUGUUUCUGCUGUUGCCGCUGCUGGUCUUUGGUCUGUCGGUGGCUGGUUCCACCGUGCUGUACGUGGUGCUGGCGCUGGCGCUGCUGCUGGCGCUGCUCGGCGGCGCGCUGACGCUGCUGCAGCGUCGCAUGCCGUGCCUCCUACCGGCGGCGCUCCGCAGCUGGAGCUUCCUGCCGGAGCCGCUGCGCAGUUUGGCGCCCUACGACCGGCUGGUGACGGCGGCGUUAGCGCACUGCCGCUGCUGCGGCCGCCGCCGCGGACAGGAGGCCGCGCCGCCGGCGGCCGCCGACCGCGAGAAGGCGGCGAUCCAGUUCAACGGCCGCGGCGGCUUCGACAACCACGCCCUGGAGAUGGACGUGCGGCCGAUGAGCUACAGCAAGAGAAGCGUCGACUGACGCCGAGGAGCACCCGCGACCGGCGCGGCGCGCGUCGGCAGCUCAUCGCGCCGAUGUGAGACGACGCAGCCCAGCUGGGUGGAGGUGGAAGGCUCGUCUCGCGGGAGGAGAGGGAUCAGGUGCCGGCGACGGUCUGCCGGAGGCGAUAUUCUCAGGAACGGGUUCCAGUGCCGAGGGAAGCGGUCUGUGCUGGUACAGAUGACGUUGGUGGCGUUCUCUUGUAGCUAUUGACGUGUAGGCCGAUUGCUGAAAGGGUCUUCACUUUGUGUCGGCUGUGCGUGCCUUUGUACGGUCGUCUUUGUAUUUGCUUGCGGGCUGGCUUCUAAGUCCAGUCAUGGGCGUCUCAAAAACGCGUGUGCUUAUUGUGAGAGCGGCCUUUGUGGUGCCGGGCUUCAGUUUUUACAGACAUGGUAUUCGCGAGCGUUCUAAACCAUGAUAUUUUUAUUCCGGACCCUCGGAAGACUCGCUAUUUCACAUCUGGCCCUCUUCGAACGGAAUAAUUGGGGAACUUUGGGCUGCUCUAAACGUUGCGGAGCAAAUGCAGCUGUGCCUGGAUGUACUUGGGGGAUUUGGAGAUGAUGUGGGGUCCCCAAACCCGUUCGGCAUACGCAUGGCUUGCCGUGAAGAGAUGACCCGUCGGAGGCUGGAUGGAGAUGCCAAGACCUAGGCCAAGAUUAGCCAAGACCUAGGCGUGCAUCGUGUUCUCACUUACACAACAUGACUCGGAGGGCCACCACGACCCCGCGGGCGAUUGUUAGCCCCGAGGGCAUAUUCCGUCCAAGAGGUCCGAAGGGCAACACGUUCUGAGCUAGUUCCAAGACAAGGUGGGGAACAGCGGGCCUUUGCACUAGCUAUGACAUUCCUGUGGCUUGUUGAAAUGGCAAAUAGCGCUGUCCGGUCGUUUUUAGCAAUCGUUGGCUAUUCUUUCAGUGAUCUUGUGGGCCACAUGAUUUUUCGUGCUCUGAUCAUGAAGUCACUUUGUCAAAAGGGAAGCGGGAAUGAAAUAAGAAAACUGGUGAGAUGUUGCUUAAACUACAAAGUCCACUUCCGACUUUUGUAGUGAUGAGCUGCUAAGCUGUUUGCCAUGAAGACAGCGCCCAAACUGCCCUGCACCGUUUCAUUAGGUUAUUCGCUGCACGCGUUUUUUUGGUGUAUUUAAAGUCUCGCUAAUGUCAGGAGCUGCAAACCGGAGACAAGUUUCGCCUGUCCGACGACCUCCUGUCUGUGCUGUCUCUGCAUGUUUAUAUUCUGCAAGCUUCCUAUCACGUGGCUUUAGCAACACAUGCACUCAUCAACACUUUGUUUUAAGGCACCCCACCGCUUCGCACUGGCCGGCCUCGGCCGGUCGGCUAUACCGGCGGUUUGGGUUCGGCUGGUUAUUUUCCUGGUCCGACUUUGCAGCGCACAUUGCUCGACGACAUGUUGUGCCUUUGUCUUCGGCAUAGAUUCGGCAGCUGGCUUGGUGAGGCUAGGAUGCCUUCGCGGACCAUACUGACAACAGUGCUGCAAGGUGUUUUGUGAUACAUGUGCGCAUAAAAAUGUGCAAACCUGAAAAAGACGCACCAAAAGCGUAUCGUCUUGAUCCAACGCUAAGUCGUUCGCUGUCAUCGUAACGACAGAUGAUGCGAUCAAGAUUUCCGUGCUCUAUUCCGUGAUGCUGUAACCGGCGGCUUUUUGAGCCGCGUCGAAUCAGUGAAUACAUUUGAUAGCAACGACAAAGUCUUUUGUGUCGCGAAAGAGAUAAAUGAUAUUUCAGUUUACUUGUGCCCGCUAUUCUUUCUACCAGACAAACGUUCAAAACCCUUGAAAACGUUUGUCUGACGGCUGGAUAAAAACUCUGUCCACAGUAGCGAAUAAGUUAUUUUUACUUCGCUUCUGUGGAGACCGGCAUCUCGGCACACAUGCCAAUCACUUCCGGUUGGGGGGCAUACAUAAAUUAGCGCCAAAUGGCCGCUGCAGUCGGCGCGCCCGAAAACACCAAUCAACAUCAACGAAUACAUAAAUUACGUAGCUGGCGGGAAAGAAAAACAGUAGUGCGUCAGAAUUUACUCUGCGCUCAUUGCUGAUGCGCAUGAAGUACCUGAACCUGAAAGCUGCAGGAACCUGAGAGUGUGGUACUGGAAAAAUAAGCUUUGUGUAAUGGUCCUCGGGGAUUCUUUCCUUUGCCCAGUCCAUCCGCUACCCACGGGCCUUGCCGG